Molecule: messenger RNA, 1642 nt
Organism: Stomoxys calcitrans (stable fly)
Lineage: Eukaryota; Metazoa; Arthropoda; Insecta; Diptera; Muscidae
Gene: Ubc4
Product: ubiquitin-conjugating enzyme E2-22 kDa
Exons: 5
Coding region: 377-979 (200 amino acids)
Biological process (GO): proteasome-mediated ubiquitin-dependent protein catabolic process; protein polyubiquitination
Cellular component (GO): nucleus
Molecular function (GO): ubiquitin conjugating enzyme activity; protein binding
Source: RefSeq, a predicted model, not a curated record
GUAAAUAUGCGUCACAAAAAUUAGAAGUGGAAAUCGGAGAACAAAAAUUUGUACAAAAACAUUAACAUUUGCAUUUGCAAAAAAAAAAUAAAAAAUUUUGCAAAUCUUAUUUAUAUUCCCUCUGUUGUGAUUGUGUGUGUUUGUGUUUUUAACAGCAGCAAAAGAAGAAACGAAAGAAGACUAAAACAAAAACAAUUGUACAAUAGCAAGCAUACAAAAUUAAAAAAAAGACUACGAAAAAGAUAGAAAAUCAGAAUAUCGUGAACUGAGGGUCAAAGUUGCAUUGGGAACCAAUACAGGAAGAAAGAAGUUGAGAACGUCACACCAAACAACCUAAAGUUUCCAAGACCACCAGUAGCAACCCAUUAUCGUCAGCAUGGCAGUGAAUAUGGCAGUAUCACGCAUAAAGCGCGAAUUCAAGGAAGUUAUGCGCAGCGAGGAGAUUGUACAGUGCUCUAUUAAAAUUGAACUAAUCAACGACAGCUGGACUGAAUUACGUGGUGAAAUUGCUGGACCACCCGAUACACCAUAUGAAGGUGGUACAUUUGUACUGGAAAUUAAAGUGCCCGAAACUUAUCCCUUCAAUCCUCCAAAGGUUCGUUUUAUAACAAAAAUUUGGCAUCCUAAUAUAUCAUCCGUUACAGGUGCCAUCUGUUUGGAUAUUUUAAAAGAUAAUUGGGCCGCUGCCAUGACAUUACGUACCGUUUUGUUGUCACUGCAGGCUUUAUUGGCUGCCGCUGAACCCGAUGAUCCCCAAGAUGCAGUAGUCGCCUACCAAUACAAAGAUAAAUAUCAGCUAUUCGUUACGACAGCCAGGCAUUGGACUAACGUUUAUGCAGGAGGUCCCCACAAAUUCCCAGACUGCGAUGCUAAAAUUCAGCGUUUGAAGGAUAUGGGCAUUGAUGAGCAUGAUGCACGUGCGGUUCUAUCAAAAGAGAAUUGGGAUUUGGAAAAAGCAACCGAGAGUCUUUUCAGUUAGCUUCAUUUUCAGCACCACCAGCAAAAGCACCGCCACCUCACAUCUCCCUAUCCUCCCAAAACAAAGUAAAGACUUGGCGCCGUGGGGAUUAUUUUAAGUUCGAGCAACAAUUGGAAUAAUCAGCGCUUAGAGAUGGAGAAAAGGCAAACACAGAACACAAACACAAAAAUAAAAGAACAAAUGAAAACCCUAUUCAGAAACGAUUACCCAUUGGAUGCGCUUAAAGGCCAAAUCAUCCAAGAGUAUUCCAUUUCUAUUCUGUCUACUCUAGAGCCCUCAUGGAUAUUUCAUUUGUAAGCAAAGCACAUCUUUUUUAUUGCAAACGAAGAACGUUACAAAAAACUAUGAUUCACUAUUAAACCUUACUAUCAAACCUUAAGCCUCCGCUGCCCUGUCCUCGGCAUCCUUCCCCCAACCCCAACCCAAACCCAAACUCGAACCCGAACCCUCACCUUCCACGUUUAGAAACUUAUUAUAUUCAUGUUGAAAUCUAUCCAAUUUGUUUUAAGUUCGAUUUUAAUCAGUAUCGAGUAAUCUAUAAUUCCAUUUAAAUUUGUUGUUGAAAGAAAUUAUUGCGGCCGUUGAAACUUUUGUAAGUCCGAAUCCAAUUUUUUUUAUGUUUUCUUUUUUGUUUAAAUUUUAAUAAAAUAUUUGUUAUUAUUA